AUGACUGACGUUGUUGCUAGUUUUGCCUUGGAGAACUUGAAAAAUUUGCUCAUCCAUGAAGCAAAUUUGUUUCGUAGAGUGAAGGACGAUGUUAAUUUGCUUCAAGAUGAUUUUGGCUUUAUGGAUGCCUUUCUCAAAGAUUCUGAAGAGAAAGGAGAUGAUCAUUACAUGGUGAAGGAGUUAAUCAACCAAAUUAGAGACGCUGCUUUUGAGGCUGAGGAUGUCAUAAACACAUACAUGGCUCAAGUUAUUAAGCAACGGAGGAGGAACCUGCUGCUGAAACGCCUCCAUUGCUUUGAUCAUGCAGCCGUGCUUCACCAUGUUGCCGAGAAAACCCCCAGCAUCAAAAGAAAGAUUGAGAAUAUUUAUGCCAAUAAAACAGCAUUUGGCAUAGAAGCUCAAUCUCAUGCAGAUGAAGAGGCAGAACAAUCACUUCAACAACGCCGGAGAAAUGUUGAGGAAGAGGAUGUGGUGGGCUUUGGUGAUGACACAGCAAAAUUGGUCGAUCGGCUUCUCGAUCGAGGCAGAUUACAACGCAAGGUAAUUUCAAUAAUAGGCAUGGGUGGUUUGGGAAAGACCACGCUUGCUAGAAAAAUUUACAACAACAAUCAUAUCAAGAAUCAUUUUGAUCACUGUGCAUGGGUUAGUGUAUCUAAAGAAUACAAAACCAGGAUGUUGAUUCUUGAUAUAUUGGAGUGUGUUGGGCAUAUAUCAGACGAAAAACCAUAUAAAAUGUCCGACGAACAACUUAAAGUCACAUUGCGUGACAACUUGAAAGGAAAGAGAUAUUUUGUCGUCAUGGAUGAUGUGUGGAAACCUCACUUUUGGGAUGAGAUAAGAGCAUGUUUUCCCGACGACUCAAAUGGAAGCAGAAUUUUAAUCACCAGUCGGGAAAAAGAAGUUGCCUCGCAUGCUAGCUCAACUCCUCCUUAUUUUUUACCAUUUCUUGAUAAGGAAACAAGUUGGAAACUCUUGUGCAAGAAGGUGUUUCGAGGAGAAAAAUAUCCUUCAAAUCUAGAAAGUCUCGGGCGGCAACUUGCUGAAAGUUGUAAAGGUUUACCACUUUCUAUUGUGGUAUUGGGAGGUAUUCUGGCAAACAAAGAGAAGACACAACAAACAUGGUCCAAAUUUAUUGGCAAUGUCAAUUGGUUCCUCAUCGACGAUGAUAACAAGCGUUGUUCAGAUAUUCUUGCUCUGAGCUACAAGCACUUGCCACGUAAAUUAAGACUAUGUUUCUUGUAUGUCGGUGUCUUCCCUGAAGAUUUUCUGAUCCCUGCAAGGACAUUAAUUCAAAUGUGGGUUGCUGAAGGAUUCAUAUCUGUUCAACAUGACAGCAGAAAGAUGGAUGAAAUUGAUGUUGCUGAAUACUACUUGGAACAGCUCAUCGAUCGAAGUUUGAUCCAGGUAGCAAGUAGGAGAAGCCACGGAGGCGUGAAGACUUGUCGUAUCCAUGAUCUUGUAAGAGAUUUCUGCAUAAAGAUGAGCAUUCAAGAGAAAUUUUAUGAGGUUCGUGUGAAUAAUGCUGACCUUAGAUGUUCAUCAAGUAGUACCAUCCCUCGAAGACUAUCCAUACAAGGUAACAUUGAUUCUGAAAGCAUUUCCUCCCCAAGCACUAUCAAUGAUUCAAUUUCUGUUGGGUCUUUGUUGUUAUUUACCUCAUAUUUUAAUUACAACCCUUUGAAAUGGGCUUCGAAGAACUUCAAGUUUAUCCGGUUGUUGUCCGUUGAGGUUAUGUAUUCAUCUCAUCUAUCGCCUACUUUUCUUAAUGAAAUAGGACAGCUAGUAUUUCUAAGAUACCUUAAAAUAGCAUUUUGGGCAGGCCAUAAGCAAAUAUUUGUUAUGCGGAAUCCAUUUGUUGUUUGGAAAUCAUUUCCUGCUUCCAUAUGCAAGCUUCCAUAUCUUGAAACAAUUCAAUUGACACAGAUUAGUAUGUGCAUUCCAAAUAAGAUAUGGAUGAUGAAGCAAUUAAGAUAUCUCUAUGUGAAUCCUAGAAUAGAAUUACAACCACCUUCAAAAGUUGGUCACACUUUAAGCAACCUGAAAGUCCUUUCCUGUGUACAAGUUGAUGAGAAAACUUCUAUUCUCUUUCGAAAAUCUUUGUUCCCAAAUUUGAGGAAACUGCAUUUAAUAAUUAAAUGGGAAAGCGAGAUUGAUGAAUCUGUGGCGUCAGAAACAUUGGCAAGUCUAGAGUCUUUGCAAAACCUGCAAAUCUUGAAAUUGAGUUGGUUCGAAUUCGGGCAACGGUUGGAUUUGUUCCCAUCAUCAUCAUCAAAACUCACCAAGAUUACAUUUGAAAGUUGCAAAUUCUUGGACUCAAACCACUUGAUGGAAAGUCUUGGGAAAGUUGCCAACUUACGAAUCCUAAAGAUUAGAGGAUGUGACAUGUCUUCGCGGCAGCUACAUUUCAUGCAGUUGGAAGUCUUUAAAAUGAUUGGUUUAAGAGAUAUUGAAACGUGGGAACUGGAGACACAUGCAAUGCCUAACCUUCAGCAUCUGGUUAUCGAUGGAUGUGCAGAUUUGAGAAAUCUUCCAGAUGAACUCUGGAGCUUGGCUAACCUCAGAAUGGUACAGGGUAUUGUGAAGAAGGAGGACGUGGAUUUGUAUAUGAAGCUCAAGGGUGGUGUUGCAUGGUGGAAGCAGAUGCCUAAGCUUGCUGUUUCACUUGGCCUCUCUGAUAAAAUGCCUGUGUUCAGUGUGCGAUUUGACGGUCCGAUAAUGGAAAUCGGCAAGGAUUCGGGAAUGGAGGACAGGGGUUUUGAGGUGGAGACUUGCAUUACACGUACUCUACCCCCAGCAUUGACACUUGAGAAGGGAUUAGAGAGUAUCAAAGAUGCUGUGGGGAAGUUGAAGCUGAAUCCUCCUUUUACCUCCAGUGGGUUCUUUCGGUUUCAGUACGAAAGCUUUGGAUUGGUUUGCCUAUUAGUCAGAGUCUUCCGAGGUUUUUCCUCUAUUUUUAUGUCGAGGGAAACAGAAAAUCCUGAUUGUAAAUCGCUUUAUGUGAAUGAAACCGUUGGAGUUUUUGGAAUUGGGUCUGCUGUUCACUUUACAUGGAGUUCUACUUCUAUCUCAAGAGAGAAGACAACGACCAAAAGUGCUGCCAAUAGCAUCUCUGUUUUCAUUCCUUUAUUUCACGCGAGGGUUAUUAUUGAUAGGAAUACUGGGAGGUCUAGGGGAUUCGGUUUUGUCAACUUCUCCAGCGAUGACUCUGCUAGCUCGGCACUAUCUGCAAUGGAUGGCCAGGAUUUACAAGGGCGUCAUAUUCGUGUGAGUUAUGCUACUGAGCGGUCCGAAUCUAGUGGUAGAUCCUUUGGUGGCGGUGGUGGCGGAGGUUAUCGUGGUGGUGGUGGUGGUUUUGGUGGAGGCCGGGGUGGGGAUUUUGACUUUUAAGUAUGCAUUCCCUUGCUGUCCAUUUAGGCUUCUUGCUUCAUUAGUUGUUUAGAAUUAAGUUGCAUGAUUUGUCUCUUUUUAAUUUGCUCUUCGUACUACAUUUUUCAGUGAUUGCUCUAAUAUAUGAAGCAAUUUGU
This is a messenger RNA of Ziziphus jujuba (common jujube), 3524 nucleotides long. RefSeq names its product disease resistance protein RPP13. Gene Ontology annotation, biological process: defense response to other organism. The record is from RefSeq and is a predicted model, not a curated record. NCBI's taxonomy places the organism in Eukaryota, Viridiplantae, Streptophyta, Magnoliopsida, Rosales, Rhamnaceae. Bases 1 to 3387 code for a protein of 1128 amino acids. Gene Ontology annotation, molecular function: RNA binding; ADP binding. The transcript is spliced from 8 exons.